UAUAGAAAGGAAAGUUUUCUUCUUCUUGAUUUUCAUUCUUUGAAAAAUGACUUUUAUUCUCAUCAUAUGUAAAAUCAGCAUAAGAGUGAACAAUUUUGUUGCUUUUCAUGUAGUUCCUCUCUGAGUCUCAACUUCACAAUAAUCAAACAAAAUCCAUUUCACUUUCAUUCAAAAUAAUUCCUUUGUUUUCUCGUACUCUUCAUGUCCCUCUCAAACACAUUUGUUUGCCACUUCGUCUUCUUCACACCCAUCACUUGAAACGUCCCCAGCACAAUGCCUUUACUCUUGUAAACUCAUGCCAUGCACUAAACACAGUGAUGUGGAACUCGAUCAUGAGGUCCCAUGUUGAUUUGGGACUGUUCCAUUCAGUUUUGUCAGUGUACAAAAAGAUGAGGCAAAAGGGUGUUCCCCAUGAUACUUUCACAUUCCCGUUAUUGAACCGAGCCCUGUCUUCCAUGAGGGCUGAUGUUGUGUAUGGGAAAAUGAUCCACUGUGUGGCAACUAAAAUGGGUUUGGAUGGGGAUUUGUAUUUUUGCAAUACCAUGAUUGAUGUUUAUGUGAAAUGUGGGUGCAUUGCUUGUGCUCGCCGGAUGUUUGAUGAAAUUUCACUGAGAGAUGUGGUUUCUUGGACUUUGAUGAUUGCUGGUUAUGUUUCCCAGAGACUUGUUAGUGUGGCUUUUCGUCUGUUUAACAAGAUGAGGAUGGAAUUGGAACCAAACUCGGUCACACUUAUUGUGAUGUUGCAGGCACCUUGUGCUUCCAUAAAAUUAAGUGAGGGAACUCAAAUACAUGGGUAUGCACUGAAGAGUGGGUUGCUAAUGGAUUGGUCUGUGAAAAAUUCCGUUUUGAGAAUGUAUGGUAGUAAAGGGGGUACCAGAGAAGUGGAACUUUUAUUUGGUGAAGUAAACAUGAAGGAUGUGGUUUCUUGGAAUAUUUUGAUUUCCUUUUACUCCUCAGAAGGAGACGCAACAAGAGUGGCAGGUCUGCUCAAAGCAAUGCAGAGCCUAGAAGUGCAUGUGUGGAACAUUGAAACUUUGACAUUAGUUACAUCGGCAUUUGCAAAGUCUGGUAGUCUUUCAGAGGGCGAAGGUGUGCACUGCUUAGUCGUUAAAACUGGGUUUUCUGAUGACGUUUGGCUGACAUCUCUGCUUGACUUUUAUGCCAAGUGUGGGAAAUUGGAAACUUCAGUUUUACUUUUUAGUGAAAUCCAUUCUAAAAGUAAUAUCACUUGGUGUGCUAUGAUGUCAGGUUUCAUUCAGAAUGGCUCUUUUAUGGAGGCCAUAGUUUUAUUCCAACGAAUGCAAGCUGAAUAUUUUAAUGUUGUUCCUGAAAUUUGGAGAAAUCUUCUGGAUGCAUAUGCAAACCUGGGAGCUUUAAAAUUGGGAAAAGAGGUCCAUGGUUACCUUAUAAAGAACUUGUUUAAUGGGGCAAUAGAAAAUUCAGUACACCUUGAGACCUCUAUCUUAAACAUGUACUUAAGAGGUGGUAGCAUGUCUUCUGCUAAAACAUGUUUUGAUAUGAUGUCUGUCAAAGAUGUAGUAGCAUGGACAACAAUGAUUGACGGACUUGGCUCCCAUGGUUUUGGCUUUGACGCCUUGAAGUAUUUUAAUUUAAUGAUUGAGCAAAGAGUGCAGCCAAACUCAGUCACCUUUUUGAGCUUACUCUCCGCAUGUAGCCACUCUGGUCUUGUCAGUGAAGGCUGCAAUAUUUACCAUUCUAUGAAAUGGGGAUUUGGAAUUGAACCUACUUUGGAUCACCACACCUGCAUUGUGGAUCUUUUUGGUCGAUGUGGGAUGCUUAAAGAGGCCUUAGCCAUAAUAUUCAAAAUGGUAAUUCUACCUGAUAGCAAGAUUUGGAGUGCUCUUCUGGCAGCUUCCAGAGUUUAUGGAAAUAAAAAAUUCGGAGAAUAUGCAGCUCAAAGACUUUUGGAACUAGAACCUGACAAUGCUGGAUAUUAUACUCUGUUGAGUAAUGUAAAAGCAAGUGUUGGAAGAUGGGAGGAGGUUGAAAAACUGAGGAGAGACAUGAGAGAAAGGGAUCUCAAGAAAAAACCAGGGUGGAGCUGCAUUGAGGUAGCUGGGUCCAUCCGCGGAUUUGUUUCUAGUGAUAAAUCACACCCUGAAGCAGAGGAGAUUUAUGAGGCAUUGGGUAGACUGAGUAUAGUGACACAGGAUUUACGGUAGUUGAAAGGGGUGUUUAAACGAACUUCUUGGCUCAUACAAGCUACAUUCAAACUACUCUCAGACAAAGCAAACUAAGCCAAAUCCUAGUUCUUCAGUGGAGAAAAUUUUAUCUGUCUCGUCUGGCAGAACACUUGGGAAAGGGACAAGGAAGCCUCACAUGAAAGGAAGGGAAAUGGAUAUGCAACAAACUAACUGUGGCAUUGUAUAAAAAGUUUACCCUUCAUUCAUAAGAAUUAAUUCUGUCCUCUUUAUUAGUUACUAGCAAUAUAUUGCAUUUAUCAAUAAGUUCUCACCUGUUAGCAAGCAUUCCUUUCAUGUUGCAGCAAAAUCAUACACCCUCCCCUCUUAAGAAACAGUGAUAUUCCUUAGUUGUGUUUGAUU
This is a messenger RNA of Vigna umbellata (rice bean), 2564 nucleotides long. RefSeq names its product putative pentatricopeptide repeat-containing protein At3g01580. Gene Ontology annotation, cellular component: intracellular membrane-bounded organelle. Gene Ontology annotation, biological process: RNA modification. Lineage: Eukaryota; Viridiplantae; Streptophyta; Magnoliopsida; Fabales; Fabaceae. Gene Ontology annotation, molecular function: RNA binding; protein binding. The record is from RefSeq and is a predicted model, not a curated record.